UCACCUUCCCCUCUCCUCCCUGUGGACAGACAAGCAGAAGGAUUCCUUGGAUCGCAAUACAUCCAUAUUUUCUCACUUCUACCACUGUCCUUCAUCAUGGGUAGCUGGAUUAUUCACAAAGAACUAUAUUGUCCUAGAGCAGGACUUUGGACAGGUUUCUUAGGGUGUUAGGACUUCAAGGUGGAAACGUAAUAUUCAUGACUGAUCAAAGACAGAAGACAAACUAUGGUUCAUAUUGCUUCAUGAGACCUUGAAUGAUGAACUCUGAAGCCCUCUGCCCAAUGGAAUCCCAGCAGGGCCAAUGAAAUGUGCAUCAAGGAAUUCAGAACCCUCUUUUUUAAGUUGCUUUUGACAGCAUACUUCUCUUGUGAUCGCCAUUCGGUACCUCUACCCCUCCAUCUUUUUUCAGCUCUUCUUCUCUUCAUCUCUCCAGCGUCUUCCGUUUGGACUAGUGAUGCCCUUUUAAGCUAAAGUGUCUACUUCCUGUCUCUCGUCCUCCCUGACUUCCUGUUUUCUCUUAUUGGCUCACCCACCUGACCUCCACCAUUCGGCCCUCUCUAGCAACCGCUGUCCUCCGCCCCUGCCCCCGAUCAUCCUCCCCCUCACCCUCUCACUCCUCUGCCCCUUCCUCCCCCCGCCACCACCAUCAUCAUCAUCACCACCGCCAUCCUCACCCCCAGCCCCACCACCAUCACCACCGCCACCAAUCCUCUCCUCCCUUCUCCGGCCGCUCUUCUGAGGGAACCAUGGCGAUGGCUGCCACUGCCUCCUCCUCUCCCCCGCCUUCAUCGCCUGGCAACAGCACCGCCCGGGAGCACCUGCUGGCGGUGCGUCGGCGCACCCCGCACACCCGACCGUACACCAUUGGUCCGGACAACCUCCAGGGUCUGUCUUCGACGGGUGCAGUUGAAGAAUCUUCGUCCUCCUCCCCCUCCGAUAUUUCCCCAGGGAGCCAAUCAGAAACGCCAACGGUGGGGCUCCAGCGGGCCAAUAGCGACACAGACCUGGUGACAUCAGACAGCCGCUCAUCACUCACGGCGUCAACGUACCAGCUGACUCUAGGCCACACACACCUGGUGAUCUCCUGGGACAUCAAGGAGGAAGUGGACGCCACCGACUGGAUCGGCUUGUACCACAUCGACGAGACGUGCGUGGCCAAUGUUUGGGACUCAAAAAAUCGUGGAGUGAAUGGGACCCAGAGAGGACAGAUAGUGUGGAGACUGGAGACGGAACCCAACUUCACGGAGCCGGAGACUAAGAUCUGCUUUAAGUACUAUCAUGGUGUAAGUGGAGCGUUAAGAGCAACAACACCUUGCAUCACUGUCAAGAACCCUGGAGUACCGGUGGGAAGUGAAGGCCGAGUGGAGGACCAAUCAGGCGUUGAGCACUGUCGGAAACUAGUCAGCUUCACCCUAUCAGACAUCCGGGCGGUGGGUCUGAAGAAGGGCAUGUUCUUCAACCCCGACCCCUACCUGAAGAUGUCCAUCCAGCCUGGGAAGAGGAGCGGCCUCCCCAAGUUCACCCACCAUGGCCAGGAGAGACGCUCCUCCAUCAUCGCCAACACCACCAACCCUGAGUGGCACGGAGAGAAGUACACCUUUGUGGCGCUGAUGACGGACGUGUUGGAGAUCGAGGUGAAGGAUAAGUUUGCCAAAAGCAGACCAAUCAUCAAGCGCUUUCUGGGUCAGCUGAUCCUCCCUGUGCAGAGACUUCUGGAGGGGCCGGCAUUGGAUGAUCAGGCAGUCAGCUACAGCCUGUGUCGGCGUCUCCCUACGGACCAUGUGAGCGGGCAGCUCGUGUUCAGAGUGGACAUCACCUCUAUUGGACAUGAAGAAGCCUCUCCUGACAUAGUGGGGACCCUCCUAGGUGGCACAGUUAACGGGGACCCUGGGAGUCCCUCAGACGACGAAGACUUCCCCCACCUGUCCUCCUCCCCACGCGUAUACAGACCUUCUCCCACCGGCCCCGAUGAGGACUCCCUGUUAGUCAAUGGCGCUUAUUGCUAUGGCGAUGACAGUGUGUGGCGGGACCCGGGGCAGAUGGGAGAGGAGGAUCUGCUCGCCCUGGCAGUGGGAGGUCACACCCACCGGCAGGUGUCGCUCAACGACUACCUGGACGCCAUCGAGGCCCCCACGAGUCCAGGGGAGCAGCCCCCAGCGGGGCCUUCGCCCAAACUGCGCUCCAGCUUUCCCACGGACACGCGGCUCAACGCCAUGCUGCACAUAGACUCAGACGAGGAUGAGGAGGCAGGGCAGCAGGAGGCUGGGACGCAGCAGAACACAGACUCAUCAAAGACAUCCUCUGAGUCUCAGGAGAACCAGAGUCCAACCGCAGAGACCCUCACUGGAGCUGCAGAGGGGGCCGUCCAAACUCAGGCCGGAGCAACAGCUGCUGGACCGUCAGCUUCAGACAGUUCCUCAGCUCCCAGCUCAUCUCAGGCAGCAGGGGCGGAGGCAGCAGCAGCAGCAGCAGGGCCGGGGGGGGCUCUGGGAGAGUGUACCUGUCAGGAGCAGAGCAGCAGGAUGGGUGAUCUGCCCUGCACCCCCUCACUUGCUCCACUUUCCCCCAUUCAGGAGGUGGUGGACACAAGGAAAGAAGUGGCUCCAAAGGCGGAGGAGGAGGGGGAGUCAUCGAGCAGCGAGGCCAACGCUCCGGUAGCAGCUGCUCCUGCAAACCGCAGCACAGCUGACCAGGCAGGAGCGACAUCAGAAGUUGGAGCAAGGGCCAGUAGCAGGAGCAGUCGGGAGCAGCAGGAGGAGGAGGAGGUGUGGACGAGGAGGCAGUCCCUGCAGGCCUGUGCAGGCCCGGUCCAAACCCAGGAAGUGGGGGUGGAGGGGGAGACAGGUGAGAUAAUUGUGUGUGUGUGUGUGUGUGUGUGUGUGUGUGUGUGUGUGUGUGUGUGUGUGUGUGUGUCAGAACUCCGCAGGGACAGCGUUGUGGCUCAGUCCAGCUCCAGGUCCCGCCUCAGUCUCCUGCUCCAGUCCCCCAGCGCCAAGUUCCUCACCAGCCCCGACUUCUUCACUGUGCUUCAUUCCAACCCUAGUGCCUACCGUAUGUUCACCACCAACACGUGUCUGAAGCACAUGAUCAGUAAGGUGCGGAGGGAUGCUCACCACUUUGAGCGCUACCAGCACAACAGAGACCUGGUGGCCUUCCUCAACAUGAUGGCCAACAAACAGCUGGAGCUGCCCCGAGGCUGGGAGAUGAAGCACGAUCACACCGGCAAGCCUUUCUUUGUGGAUCAUAACUGCCGCGCCACCAGCUUCAUCGACCCCCGGCUGCCCCUGCAGAGCACCCGGCCCCCCAGCGUCCUGGCUCACCGCCAACACCUGACCCGCCAACGCAGCCACAGCGCGGGGGAGGUCAGCCCCCGACGACUGGUUGGUGAAGACCCUCGUCACGCCGGCCCCCCGGUCCUGCCGCGACCUUCGAGCACCUUCAGCUCCACCAGCAGGGGGCAGAGUCAGGACGUGGUGCCAGUGGCUUACAACGACAAAAUUGUGGCGUUUCUUCGACAACCAAACAUCUUCGAGAUUUUACAGGAGAGACAACCUGAGUUCAACCGGAACCAUUCACUCAGGGAGAAGGUGCAGCUGAUCCGCACUGACGGAGGCUCAGGAUUGGCCCGGCUGUCAGGUGACGCUGACCUUGUCAUGCUGUUAAGUCUGUUUGAAGAUGAAGUGAUGUGCUACGUACCGCCUCACGCCUUACUGCACCCGAGCUACUGCCAGUCUCCCCGGGGGUCGCCCGUCUCCUCCCCGCAGAACUCUCCUGGGACUCAGAGAGCCAAUGCCAGAGCCCCAGCCCCGUACAAGAGAGACUUUGAGGCCAAACUGCGCAACUUCUACAGGAAACUGGAAACCAAAGGCUACGGUCAGGGACCAGGGAAGCUCAAGUUGAUCAUCCGCCGGGACCACCUGCUGGAGGAUGCCUUCAAUCAGAUCAUGUGCUACUCCCGGAAAGACCUGCAGCGCAGCAAGCUCUACGUCAGCUUUGUGGGGGAGGAGGGGUUGGACUACAGCGGGCCUUCCAGAGAGUUCUUCUUCCUGGUUUCCAGGGAGCUGUUCAACCCUUAUUAUGGUCUGUUUGAGUACUCGGCCAAUGACACCUACACCGUGCAGAUCAGCCCCAUGUCCGCCUUCGUAGACAAUCACCACGAAUGGUUCCGGUUUAGUGGUCGUAUUCUGGGCUUGGCUCUGAUCCAUCAGUACCUACUGGACGCCUUCUUCACCAGACCCUUCUACAAAGGCCUACUGCGCAUGUACGGUGUGUGUGUGUGUGUGUUUGUGUGUUGUGAUAUUUCUUUAACUUUUGAGGUAAAGCACAACAGUUCAAACCCCAUCUUUUUCUUCUCUUUCUGUUCCAUCCCUCCCCCCCCUCUCCAGUUUGUGACGGGGACGUCCAGUAUUCCUUACGAGGGCUUCGCCGCCCUGCGAGGCAGCAACGGGCCCCGCAGGUUCUGUGUGGAGAAGUGGGGGAAGGUCAGCGCACUGCCCAGGUAGGAAGCUCACUCACCCUGCUUCAACCGCCUGGACCUGCCCCCCUACCCCUCCUUCUCCAUGCUGUACGAGAAGAUGCUGACGGCCGUGGAGGAGACCAGCACCUUCGGACUGGAAUGAAACCCUGGUGCGACCAAGAACCCCCUCCCCCCUCCCAAGGACUGCUGCUGGGAGAGAAGAAGAAGUUGGAUUAAAGCCCCGUCCCUGUCACGACGGGCUACAUUUGAUAAAGCUGCACUCGAAGGACCUUUUUGUUGCACGUAUUUAACUUAGUGACACACCUGUGUGAUGUGAGGAAUGAAGAAUCACUGCCUUUGGGACCAGAACUUUUACUGCCAGGGUUCUACCAAUCGGAGCCCGACCUGGGGGGUUUGUUUGUAUCACUUUAGGAAGAAGAAGAAGCGAACACUGCCUUCACUGCUAGAGCUGCAGCCUCUGGUGGUCUCGGGGGUCCGACCCCUUGGCCCGUUCACUCUGCACUCCCCUUUCUCGUAUGGCUUUUGGUAAUCUUUGAGCGACUUCCCUGAGAUGUUCCACUGCUCCUUUUCCAGUGCAGGAAUGGCAUUGUUACAGUAUUUUCAUCGACAAGAAGAAAUUGGAUUUUCUAAUGUUCUGUGAUUUGAAUGUAACUCACUUUAUGAGGUAGUGUUGUUUGUGAUGAUUUUGUACCAGAUUU
Molecule: messenger RNA, 5175 nt
Organism: Notothenia coriiceps (black rockcod)
Lineage: Eukaryota; Metazoa; Chordata; Actinopteri; Perciformes; Nototheniidae
Gene: hecw2b
Product: HECT, C2 and WW domain containing E3 ubiquitin protein ligase 2b
Exons: 24
Biological process (GO): ubiquitin-dependent protein catabolic process; protein ubiquitination; regulation of dendrite morphogenesis
Cellular component (GO): cytoplasm
Molecular function (GO): ubiquitin protein ligase activity; protein binding
Source: RefSeq, a predicted model, not a curated record